AUGAAUAAUUCAACUUCAUGGACAGAAUUUAUUCUCCUGGGAUUUUUAAACCAAUCAAAGACCCCUGCUGCUAUUUUAAGUCUACUUGUCUUUAUUUUCCUUACAGUGCUCUUGGCAAACAGCCUCCUUCUCUAUCUGAUCCAAGUGGACUCUGGCCUUCAGUCCCCAAUGUACUUUCUUCUUAGUCAGUUGUCCUUUAUGGAUAUCUGUCAAACUCUCUCCAUUGGCCCCAAAAUGACUAUCGAUUUUUUAAUGAAAAAGAACAUUAUUUCUUUGAAUGGAUGUUCAGUUCAGAUAUUUUUCAUACUGAUAAUGGGUGAGGCAGAAUGCCUCCUCCUUGCUGUAAUGUCGUAUGAUAGGUAUGUGGCUAUAUGCAAGCCUUUGCAGUAUCCAGUGCUGAUGAGGAAGAAUAUCUGUGUCAUCUUGACAGUUGGGGUUUGGUUUGGUGCCUUUCUGCAUGCGCUGGUGCCCAGUGUUUAUGUGCUGCCACUGUACUAUUGUGGCUCAAAUGUGAUUCACCAUAUCUAUUGCGACCUCCCUUCAAUGCUGAAGUUGUCUUGUUCUGAUACAUCUCACUUUGAAAAGACUUUGAUCUUUAGUGGCAUUACACUGCUGAUCAUCCCUUCAUCUUUCAUCUUAUUCUCCUACGCUUGCAUUCUUGCCACAGUCCUAAGGGUACGUUCAGCUGAUAGGAGUCACAAAGCACUCGGCACUUGCUUGUCGCACUUGAGUGUGGUGGGACUCUUCUAUGGGGCAGCCAUGUUCAAGUACUUGAGACCCAGAUCGUUCCAAACACCGCUGCAAGAUGAUAUGGUUUCACUGUUUUGUACUAUUGUCACUCCCAUGCUGAACCCACUCCUCUACAGCCUCAGGAACAGGGAUGUGCUAGCUGCACUAAAAAAAUUGUUCAGGAAAAAAAUUACAUAA
Messenger RNA from Eublepharis macularius, 927 nucleotides. RefSeq names its product olfactory receptor 2M4-like. The record is from RefSeq and is a predicted model, not a curated record. Lineage: Eukaryota; Metazoa; Chordata; Lepidosauria; Squamata; Eublepharidae. Gene Ontology annotation, biological process: G protein-coupled receptor signaling pathway. The transcript has a single exon. Gene Ontology annotation, cellular component: membrane. The coding region runs from base 1 to 927 and encodes 308 amino acids. Gene Ontology annotation, molecular function: G protein-coupled receptor activity; olfactory receptor activity.